This is a messenger RNA of Hydractinia symbiolongicarpus, 2052 nucleotides long. RefSeq lists its product as uncharacterized. The record is from RefSeq and is a predicted model, not a curated record. The transcript has 5 exons. Bases 188 to 1363 code for a protein of 391 amino acids. Lineage: Eukaryota; Metazoa; Cnidaria; Hydrozoa; Anthoathecata; Hydractiniidae. Gene Ontology annotation, molecular function: ubiquitin protein ligase activity; zinc ion binding; nucleic acid binding. Gene Ontology annotation, biological process: protein ubiquitination.
CUGAAACGCAGCAACAGGGAAAGAACGUGUUUUUGUAUUUAUUGUAAAUAUACAUUUUACUGGAAGUGACACAUAGAUAUAGCUACUAUCCCGGAAAUAUGCAAAGCCAUAAACUGUUGGAAAAUAAAUAAAACGAGAGAGCAAUUAUUACAGAAACCUCAAAAACCUAAUAAUUCGCCAAAACAGCAUGACUUCAAGUGAAAAUCGCAUAAAAACGAAACUGGAAAAAUUAUGCCAAUGUCCCAUUUGUCUCGAUGUCUUCAAAGACCCGAGAACGUUAAAUUGUCAACAUACAUUUUGUCGCAGAUGUUUGGAAGGAUCAUGUGUUGAGAACGAAGCUGGGUUAUUGAGUUUAUGUUGUCCGACAUGCCGUUCGAGGCAACCACUUAUCUAUCAACUAUCAGACGUGUCACGAAUCACUGGUUUUCUGUUUAUCACACAAGUACUUGAAAUCUUAAAAGAAUGGAAGGGUGGCAAUAAAUAUAUGGAUAACGACAAACUACUAAAGACUGAAAAGUCAUCUGAUGAAAGAAUGUUUUUAAACACAAAAGUGACAAGCUUCUAUCAAAGUAUCAACAUUGACACGAUGGAACAUAUAGCACAAAUGCAUACACAAGAAUAUGGUGCACGUGAUAUGAAGAUCAAAUCUUUACAAGAGGAAUUAUCCCGCGUGAAAAGACACAACGCAAAUCUUUUACUUGAUAACAUGUCCUUACGCAUAGCGUUAGUUAAACAUUCAAAAUUACCGCCCGAUAAUCUUUUCCCUCCUGCGAAAUAUUUACCGCCAAAUGAAUAUUCACCGCCCCAAAAUAUUGCGCCCGAUGAUAGUAGUGGGCACAAGUUAAACAAAGAUUUAACAACUUCGUAUAAAGAUUCCAGUGUUACGGAAGAAGAUAUCAGCAAAGACAAAUCUAUAAACAACAAACGAAACGAUUAUAAUCUGCGAAAGAUAGCACUAAUAAAUUCUCUAAGAAGAGGAAGAGAUUCAAGUUUCAGUCGCCCGUUAAUUGAAUCGCGAAACAAGAUGACUAAGCCAUACAGAGAUGAGAAUUUUUAUAACGAAAUUGCGUUUAUCCCUAAAGAUUCAACCAAUGAUAUCAAAGGUCCAAAACAAAGCAAUCACGUUUAUUUAAACGAUUUGCAAGUCCUGGAUAGAAAGAUUAAGAACUACACUAACAGAUCAAGCCCUGUAUUAGAGAAACAAUUUUCAUUCUCUGAGAGAAACAACAAAAGUCUGUGUUGGAAAUGUUUUCGUCCGGGGCAUUCAGGUAGUAAGUGUAGGGAGACAACGACUGCUCGUGGUAGAAUUAUCUGUGCGCGAUGCAAUUUGGUGGGCCACAGUGAAGCGAAAUGUACAGCUUGAAGGAUCAUCAAGUAUUUGGUACCAAAAAUAAAAAGGUCGAAGCUUUAAGGAACAAAAACAGCCGUUACUUUUUGUGUGCUGCCAUGUUUUUGAUGUAACUCCAUCGCUAUGUUUUUGAUGAAACUCCAAACCGUAUUUAGCUAUAUUGUCAUGGGAUAAUUUAGGAAGUUUGGUCAUUCAGAGAAUUAGCACUUACAUUACUUAUGGAAUACUGAUUAUUCGCAAUUCCUUUUUAGCCACCUGUUGUAAAUUUUAGAACACCUUUUAACACGGACCAACUUAGAUAGCUGGAGUGGAAAAGCAACAAACAACGCCGAUUUUUUACUUCGUUGAGCAAUCUCGCACACAUGAUAUUUGAUUGUAAUAAUUAUUGUUUGCACUUCAGAGAAUAUUCACAAUUUUAUUUAUAUCAUUUAUUUAGUUUUUAUACAUUCAGAGACAUUUUAGUUUUUUAUAGUUUCGAGGUGUAAUGUAAAAUAUAAAAUAUUGUAAUGAUGUAAAAAUACAUAAAAAAAACUUGAUAACAAGGUUUAAAAAAGCAAGGGAUAUAUUAAGGAUUGCUCAAAAUUUGAAUCCACUUUUGCUAAUUUACUAUCGACUGUAAUGAAAUACUUUCCGACUUACCUAGAUCCAUUUUUUGUUGCUGCUACCAAGGAGGAUUUGGUACUUACUUACGUACUUACAAGAAU